AAAAAUUCAAAAUGGGACACAACAAUGUUAAAAUGAUAUACAAUUGAUAUACACUGAGUUGCCUCCCAUACUAUCACAAAAUUGUUGAAACCAAAACAGGAAGUUUUAAACAUUCCAAGGGGAUUUCCAUUUGUAAUAAAAAAAAGUAUAAUGUUACAUUUAUUUAUAUAUAUGUCGUCAUUACAGCAACAAAUAAUAUUUUCAUAGCUUAUCCUGAUUCUACUACCAAGUAGCAGCAUGUAUCACAUAAACGAUUAUUCUCAUAACAUAUCUAUGAGACUGUCAGAAGUCUUAGAUGACAUUGGUGUUAAUGAGACAAUGGUGAUGAAAAGAAGAAAGAUAUUCAUGUUGAUGGAGACAAUGCAUACUAUCCAAUAUAGCUUAAAUGAUAGAAAUGAUACAAUAUUUUACCCAGGAAGUCAGAGUGAAGGUUCAACAACAUUAGGACUUCAGUCUGAUGUUGAUAUGUUAUUCUGUUUUAAUGAUGUCAAUGUGAUACAAGAUUGGGCUGACUGGAAACAAGGUAAACUUAACCUUCUGAUGAUACAGGAUAACAAUACAACCCCUGGAUACUGUUCCCUACAACAGUUAGAAUUUGAUGUACCUAUACCAGCAACUGAUGUAAGAGACAAAUAUCAUAUCAAAGAUAUAAAUGGACGAGUACUUCUAACAAAUGAUUUAUUGGAGAAUGGGAUACCGGAGGGAAAUCAACAACAUGGGCCAUCUAUAGCAUCACAAGCGGAAGAUGGAUUUUAUGCAAGAGACUAUGUUCCAGCUUUAACUUGUGUAUCAUGGCCCCGUUCAGCUUUAAAUUGGUUACAGCACCAGGAAUCAGAUAGCUGGCCAACACAAGAAAUUAAACAAUAUGCUAUUAGCAGUAGUUGUUUCGUUGUUCCUGUUGGCAGCAAAGUUAGUAUGAACCCACAGAUAGAAUGGAGAAUAUCUACAACACUAGCAGAAAGAUGCUUGAUGUUUAAUUUGAACAUUACACAGUUAAGGUGCUAUGUUUUAAUGAAAAUGAUUGUGAAGUCAUAUCUCAAUUUGAAUGGUGAAAACAAUUUGUCUAGUUUUAUGUGUAAAUCAGUUAUUUUGCAUUGUGUAAAGAAUAUUGAAUCGAAAAUGUGGAAAGAAUGUAAUUUAAUCCAGUGUUUAACUAUCUGUUUAUUACAAUUAUAUAACUGUUUACAGAAGGAAGAAUGUCCUCACUUUAUAAUAAAAGAAAACAACUUGAUGGCAGGACAAUUUACAGCUGAUGAAAAAUACAAUAUUCUACAAACAAUAAAUCUUUUAGUACAAAGAGGUGGUCUUGGAUUACUUGGUAUUAAAAUUGAUGAUGUUGGUCAAAGACUGAAAAUAAAAUUGAACAUAAUUCCUCAAGUCAUUCAUUACCCACCAUCUAAACUUGACAUCAGUAAAUAUGUGUCAGCUGGUUUAUAUCUUAAUUUUUCAAAAAGCAAGACUGAAUUUGUAACACAUAUCUUGAACAACACAGAAUCUCUAUCAAUCUGUAUUCAAAGAUUAAUGAAGUACAAUAAAGAAGGAAAUAAACUAGAUCAGUCAGCAUGCAGAUUUCUGGCACCUAGAUUCUUAACUACUUUGGGAUCUAUGUUGGCAUCAUCAAGUAUUGGUCAAUAUGGAUCCAUAUCACAUCAGGCUUUAACCUGGUUCUCAACAGGCUUGAAAUCAAAUGAUGUGGCCGACAGAUUAAAACUGGCUUCAAUGUUUUACUGCACUGGAGAUUUUGGAAGAACUGAAAUUACUUUGAGAAACAUAGCACAAGAAUUCAAUAAUGAUGUUAUUGUUCCCCUCUGUGGCUGCUAUGAUAAUAGACCACCGAAGCUAAAUCCUGAUUUUUUAGAAACAUGCAAUGACCAAAAUGAAUCUUCUAUUCAACACUAUAUAGCACAUUGUGUGCAAUUCCUGCAAAGUGAAAUAAACUGUGUUCCUCCUGAACUACAAUUUGAAAUGUUCAGAUCUACACAAGACGAUUUGCUACAUCAUAGAAAUGAUGAAGAAGAUUACUGGAUGAACUGGGCAGUAGUGGAUUCUCUCCCUUUCUUCCAUGUUUUACAAUACAAAGUUUACAGUCGGCUACAGAAACACCAAGAUCAACAACAAGCACUGCAUGAUCUUAUAUGGAUCAUUGACACAAACAAAAAUCUCCGGCAUAAAGAAACUGACCUGAAUCUUCUUGGACAACUAAUGGAACAAGCAAAUAGACCUCAAGAUGCACUUCAAUGCUACAUGAUGUCUCUGCAGAUAAGAUCAAGAAACAAUGCUGCACGGUUUCAUGUUUGAAGGCUACUUGCUACCCUUGCUACGAGACAAUACACAUGAACUUAAAUAAAAUGGAAUGUGACAAGCUUUUGUUAAUGCAUGUAUACACAUGCAAUAUAAAAUGAAAUGGAGUAUAGCAUGGUGAUGCCAAUAUUCACAUGAAUUUUAAAGAAAUGGAAUGGCCAGAAAGAAUUUUAAGUCUAUCUCUCCUCUGAUA
Messenger RNA from Ruditapes philippinarum (Manila clam), 2494 nucleotides. RefSeq lists its product as uncharacterized. Lineage: Eukaryota; Metazoa; Mollusca; Bivalvia; Venerida; Veneridae. The record is from RefSeq and is a predicted model, not a curated record. The coding region runs from base 238 to 2298 and encodes 686 amino acids. The transcript is spliced from 2 exons.